Messenger RNA from Magnolia sinica, 2540 nucleotides. RefSeq names its product pentatricopeptide repeat-containing protein At5g48730, chloroplastic. The coding region runs from base 119 to 1561 and encodes 480 amino acids. The record is from RefSeq and is a predicted model, not a curated record. NCBI's taxonomy places the organism in Eukaryota, Viridiplantae, Streptophyta, Magnoliopsida, Magnoliales, Magnoliaceae. The transcript is spliced from 3 exons. Gene Ontology annotation, molecular function: protein binding.
UCACUGUACCGAGCUCGCGGAAAACAUGUAUUGUCAGGAUUCCGAUACCCAUCUCUCUCGCUCUCACAAACAGGGGGUGGCGUUGCGAUAGCCAGUUGAGAAUCCAGACGCGGCAACCAUGUUGGCUUCGAUUUCAACGAUUCCGAUGUAUCGUCCGCAUUCAAGAAGAAAAGGGAAUAGACUUCCUUCUCCUUGUCUUGUAUACGCAGAGGCAAAGACAUGGGAUUCGAAUGGCGAUAGUGAGAGAGAAAGAGAAUCAAAGGAAAGAAAGGAAGAGGUGAACAGGAAAAUCGCUUCCAAGAAGGCCAUCUCCAUCAUAUUGAGGAGAGAGGCCACCAAGGCCAUUAUCGAGAAGAAGCGCGGGCCCACUAAUUCCAAGAAGCUCCUCCCUCGCACUGUCCUUGAAGCCCUCCACGAGCGCAUCACCGCUCUCCGUUGGGAGUCUGCUCUCAAGGUAUUCGAACUACUGCGGGAGCAGCUCUGGUACAGGCCCAAUUCUGGUAUAUACAUCAAGCUCAUUGUCAUGCUUGGUAAAUGCAAACAACCGGAAAAAGCUCACUCCUUAUUUCAAGCUAUGGUUGAUGAAGGCUGCAUUGUAAACCAUGAGUCCUACACUGCCUUGGUCUCAGCAUACAGCAGGAGUGGCCACUUUGACCUAGCAUUUUCCCUCCUUGAACGGAUGAAGAAUACACCUGGCUGCGAGCCUGAUGUCUUCACAUACUCCAUACUCAUAAAAUCUUGCCUGCAGAUAUUCGCCUUUGACAAAGUCCAGUCUCUGCUUUCGGAGAUGGCAAGUGAGGGGAUCAAGCCUAACACCAUCACAUUCAACACACUCAUCGACGCCUAUGGAAAAGCAGGCAGGUUUAGCGAGAUGGAAUCGACACUCUUGAAAAUGCUCCAAGACCAGGAUUGCAAGCCAGAUGUAUGGACCAUGAAUUCCACGCUUAGGGCCUUCGGCGGCAGUGGGCAGAUAGAGACAAUGGAGACUUGUUAUGAGAAGUUCCAGAGAGCCGGUAUCAGUCCUAACAUAAAGACCUUCAACAUAUUGCUGGAUUCUUAUGGAAAAGCCAAACAUUAUGAGAAGAUGAGUGCCGUGAUGGAGUACAUGCAGAAGUAUUACUUCUCAUGGACCGUCGUUACAUAUAAUGUGGUAAUAGAUGCAUUUGGAAGGGCAGGGGACUUGAAACAAAUGGAGUAUCUGUUCAGAUUGAUGAGAUCUGAGGGACUGAAGCCCAACUGCGUGACGCUAUGCUCCCUCGUCAGGGCCUAUGGACGAGCCAUGGCUGUGGAGAAGAUCAAAGGUGUUUUGAGAAUCAUUGAGAACUCGGACGUGAUGUUGGACAUGGUGUUUUUCAACUGCUUGAUUGACGCAUAUGGGAGGGCCGGAUGUCUGGCAGAGAUGAGAGAGGUGCUAGAGAUGAUGAAGAGGAGAGGUUGUAAGCCCGACAAGAUAACUUACACUACCAUGAUCAAAGCUUAUUCCAGUAGAGGAAUCCAAGACCAUGUUAAGGAGCUUCAAGAUAUCAGCAGAGAGGAGAAGAUGAGUAACGUAGAUGGUUGACCCUCACCUGUGAUUACAAGUAGGCAAAUCAAAUAAUUUAUUUUUUGGGGUAUUAUGUUAUUGAUUCUUAUUAAGUGUGAAGGUCAAAAGGAAAGUGAUAAGUGGUCGAGGAUCGUUGUUUUUACCAUGACAGCCCACCCUUUGAUAGAGAAGCUUGACUUCAGAGACUUCCCACGCGACAUGGUGCCUGUCUUCCACUUGCCUUCAGGAAGGGUGCAUGUAAUUUUCCCAAUAACUAGAGAGGAUCGUGCUCGGUAACUUCAAAAGUCAAGCGAUGCAUAGAAAAGCCUUCUGUGGUGUUCAUUUGAUCAAAGUCGAGAUAGGAAAGGACUCUUGUUCAGAUUCAUAGGAUUGUCUUGUGGAUGCGAUUUUGGGCCAUGGGCAUUUGAGGUGGGACCCAACAGUUUGACAGCUGGGGGUGAGGAGUUGGUAUGCUAUUUGUAUAGUGAAUAUCUGCUCAGUAGCAGCCUUCGAACAUGGCAGAGUAUGCUUCCAGAUGGACAAUCUGAGAGGUUAGCAAAAAUAAAAUAAAAUUCUACAUGAUUUGUUAUACAAUAUUGCUAGUACCGAAUUUUCACAGCACCAUUUUGAUUUUCAGUUUGUAUAAGUGGACCUCAUGUUUGGUGUUCCAAUGCACUGAUAUUGUGGGUCCCAUUGCAGAUAGCCCAUGCACUGAAAAUUCCUGUAUCUUUGAUAUUUGGCCAACAAAUAGAUGGUUAAGAAAUAACUUGAAUAUCAGUUCACAUUUCACAUUUAACCGAAAAGGCUAAAUAUUCUAUGGCUAGGACCUUCCAGUAUGGGGGACUUUUGGUGCAUGGGUGAUCCACGGUUAAUGGUUAGGCCCUUCAUAUCAAUGUCUCGGAUCCUUAUGAUGGGACCCAAUUGUACAAAUUGAAAAUCCAAACAGACUGUAUAAACUCAUGGACUGAUAGUUUUAUAAUGCCUCCAACAAUAUAGCAUGUUGUAGUAUUAUCCAAGA